Myripristis murdjan (pinecone soldierfish) is the source of this 4186-nucleotide messenger RNA. It is a transcript of the gene sec63, whose product is annotated as SEC63 homolog, protein translocation regulator. Gene Ontology annotation, molecular function: RNA binding; transmembrane protein transporter activity. The coding region runs from base 139 to 2421 and encodes 760 amino acids. The transcript is spliced from 20 exons. Gene Ontology annotation, cellular component: Sec62/Sec63 complex. The record is from RefSeq and is a predicted model, not a curated record. Lineage: Eukaryota; Metazoa; Chordata; Actinopteri; Holocentriformes; Holocentridae. Gene Ontology annotation, biological process: post-translational protein targeting to endoplasmic reticulum membrane; SRP-dependent cotranslational protein targeting to membrane.
AACCACGUAUACCGAUGAACGGGGCUGUUUUGGCUGGAAGCUAACUGGUUAGCGGACGGUCUGUCAAGUCAUACACAUUGGGCUUGAUAGGGACAGCACGGCAGUGGAGAAGAAGGGCCACUCAAGCGCCGCUACGAAAUGGCCGGACAACAGUUCCAGUAUGAUGACAGCGGCAACACAUUUUUUUAUUUCUUAACGUCCUUCGUCGGACUUAUUGUGAUCCCAGCCACAUAUUACCUUUGGCCCCGAGAUCAGAAUGCUGAACAACUGCGGUUGAAGAGCCUGAGGCGGGUCCAUGGCAGGUGUCUGUGGUAUCGGCUCAGGCUGAUGAAGUCCCAGCAGAGCAUCGUCCCUACACUAAAGAAGGCAGCCUUGUUGUUCGGGUGGGCUGUGUUUUUGCUGCUAGCCUACAAGGUGUCCAAGCUAGAUAGAGAGUACCAGGAGUACAAUCCCUAUGAAGUCCUCAACUUGGACCCGGGUGCGUCACUUUCAGAAAUAAAGAAGCAAUACCGUGUACUGUCACUAAAAUUCCACCCUGACAAAGGUGGAGACGAAGCAACAUUUAUGAGGAUUGCCAAAGCCUAUGCGGCUCUGACUAAUGAACAGUCGCGACAGAACUGGGAAAUGUAUGGCAACCCAGAUGGCCCAGGAGCAACAAGUUUUGGUAUUGCCCUGCCUGCCUGGAUUGUGGACCAGAAGAACUCUAUGCUGGUGCUGUUGGUAUAUGGGCUUGCCUUCAUGGUCAUCCUUCCUGUUGUUGUGGGCACAUGGUGGUACCGAUCCAUUCGCUACAGCGGAGACCAGAUCCUCAUCAACACCACUCAGCUCUUCAUGCAUUUCAUGUACAAGACACCCAACAUGAAUAUGAAGCGGUUAGCCAUGGUGCUGACAGCAGCUUUUGAGUUUGACCCUCGCAGCAAUAAAGAAGCUACAAUUCGCCCUACGGACAACAUUGAAGUGCCACAGUUGAUCCGUGAGUUGGGAAAUAUCAACGUAAAGAAGAAGGAGCCCCCGUUCUGCUACCCCUAUAGUCUGAAGGCCAGGGUCCUAGUUCUUGCUCACCUCGCACGUAUGGAAGUUUCUGAGGAUUUAGAGGAAGACCAAAGGUUUGUGGUGAGGAAGAGCCCAGCCCUGCUGCAGGAGAUGGUUAAUGUGGGCUGUCAGCUCACCAUGAUGGCCAACAGCAGAGGAGGUUUCCAUGCUCCUCGGCUGGUGUCCAUAGAGAACUGUAUGAAGCUGACCCAGAUGAUAGUGCAGGGCCUUCAGGAGUCCAAGUCACCGCUGCUGCAGCUGCCCCACUUUGAAGAGGAGCACCUCCGCUACUGCAUCUCAAAGAAGUAUAAGGUUCGGAGUCUACAGGACCUUGUGAGUCUUAAGGAUUCAGACAGACGCAGCAUGCUGCGUUUCUUAGGGGAGGAGAAGUACGACGAGGUCAUGGCAGUGCUGGGCAGCUUCCCUCACAUCACCAUGGAAACAAAAUUACAGGUCCUUGAUGAUGAAGACAGCAAUAACAUCACAGCAGGCUCUAUUGUUACAGUCACUGUCACCUUAACCAGAAAAAGGAUGGCGGAGGUGUUUGAGAAAGAGCAGGAGGCAACACCUUGUCCUGGAGAGGAGGCUGCCAAUACAGAGGAAGGACAAGGAGACUUGAAUAAAACCAAAACCAAAGUCUGGCAGAACAAGAGUAAAGGGGCCAAGAAGACAGCCAAGUCCAAGAAGAAGAAAUUAACCAAGAAGAAGGCCACACCUGCACCUGCCAAAGCUAAGCAGGCCAAUGGCAAUGUGGCAGGAAACGAAGUGGUAGCAGCAGCAGCAGCAGCCGCAGCAGCAAAGGAAGAAGAAGAGGAGGGUUCAGACAAGGCCAGCGAGUCAGAUGAGGGCGAGGCCAACAAAGACUCACCCAGUGAGCGAGACGAGGAGAGUGACAAACAGAGCGACACUGAAGUGGACGAGAUCGCCGGCGAUGAUGAGGAGCAGGAGUGGGAGGCAUUGCAGCAGAGCAUCCAGCGGCGAGAGCGGGCCCUGCUGGAGACAAAGUCCAAGGUGACUCACCCAGUCUACAGCCUCUACUUCCCCGAGGAGAAACAGGAGUGGUGGUGGCUAUACAUCGCUGAUCGCCGAGAGCAGACCCUUGUCUCCAUGCCCUAUCAUGUCUGCACGCUCAAAGACACAGAAGAGGUGGAGCUGAAGUUCCCAGCCCCCUCCAAAACAGGCAACUACCAAUAUUCUGUCAUACUUCGCUCAGACUCGUACCUGGGACUGGACCAGAUAAAGCCACUCAAGCUGGAGGUCCAUGAGGCCAAAGCCAUGCUGGACAACCAUCCUCAGUGGGACAUCCCAGACACAGAGGAGGAGGAUGAGGAGCAGGAGGACAGCGACGGCAUUGAGGAGAGCGAAGAUGACGAUGAGGACAACGACUGAAUGCGUACACACACAAAUACACAAACACAUACACACACACACACACACACACACACACACACACACACAGCCCCCAUGGACUCACUGCUCAGCCACUCAUAGUUAACAACAAACACUCGAGCAGCAAACCAGGAACAGUAAAGCCGUUCCCACCACACACAUACACAACACACACACACCUACACACACCGUGGACUAUUUCUACACACAGAGCCCCCACCCCCCUCUUUACCUUUACAAUGACAUGGACUGUGACCCCAAUCCUCUAUCUCCCUUUUCUACAGAGAUCUCUUAAAGACUUAUUCAUUCACUCUCCGCUACUAGUGGAAGAAAGUUCUGUGAAUAUUUACCCAGGCCCACGUGUGGUUGUGUGCGCGCGCGCAAGUAAGCGUGAGCUUGUAUAUUGGUGUAUGCCAUUUGUGUGUUUGUAAGCAUGUGUGUGUGUGUGUGUGUGUGUGUGUGUGUGUUUGUGUUUGUACAGGUAUGAAAGAUUGGCACACUGUGGACUGGGGGACCUAUUAUCUGGGCUCUUUUCUUUUCUUGGGGAAGGGGGAUGUGUAACAAAAAAAAAAAAAAAAAAAAAAAAACAAUUCACAAAAUAAAAAACAACACAUGGCCUCUGUAUGGAAAUCAUUACAUUGUUCCAGCGCAUGAUUUUGAAAUCAUUCAACCCAACAGUUUUCUACACCAUUCGCUGUUUUCUGCACUUACAUGCAGUGGUGCACAUUUGCAAGCCCCGUGUACCGGGGAUCACAACCCAGGCUGCCAGUGGGACGUUUGCUCAUUUCAACACAAGGGGGCAUAGCUGAGUCUCAUCACUUUUCAUUUUCCAUUGUCACACCAGCUGAUCACUAAGUAUGUUGAAGGAGAUGCAGAAAAUCUGCAGAUGGACAUUGAUCUCUGGUCAGUGCUAUUAUUCAUAUCUGCUCUGUCCAUUUGAUCCACGUUAAAGUGGAUUUUACUAGAAGAGACAAUUCAGUUCUUGGAGCAGGGUGAUCUACAAAUGAAUCAACAAACCAAGUAUAAUGGGAGAAAAUGGCAAAAACUUUGAGUGUUUUCUUUUUCUUGUAUUAUGAGUCCUCUUGUCCAUAUACUACAUAAAGUUGUAAAUUUCUCAGUCUUUAAGGGGUUCAGAUGCUGACGUGUAGACAAUAUUCUAAUGGCUUUUCAGAGAAGUGUCUUUUCCUUUGUCCUCAUCUUUGUUUUUUACAGUUGUAGCACAUUCCAGUAUAUACUCAUCAUCCAAAAAGGCCUUAUGAAUACAACUGAAAACCACAACUUACACUUUUAUAGAGGAAGUCCUUGGGUGCUAUGCACCGAUGGUUCUUGGGAGAGCAGUCAAAUGUUAUAAAUUUUCUUUCUUCCUUUGUGUUUGUAAUGAAAUGAGUAUUUUUUUUUUUUUUUUUUGUUUUGGUUAUUUUUCGGGCCUUUUGUUUCAGUUGGUUUUAGAUUAGUCUCUUCAUAGUUCUUAUAGAUCCUUAGUCCUAGGAUAGAUAAAAAAUUGCCAUCACACACAGAGCCUCUAAGUGUAUUAAAAGAGAGUUUUUGUACAUGAAACAUGACCGUAGGUGGGCUUUGGCCUUGGACUUGGUGUUGAAGGGACUGGAGCACUUGAUCAUGAAGUCCCUGAAACACACACUUAGCACCCUAACUGUCUAUUCAAAGUUACUUGUCAUCUAAGACUAAGCAUAUUCUGUCCAUUUUUUGUGGUCACAUAGAGCAGAACAAGCUUAGUUUUAUGAACUAAAGUGUCAGAUUAAAAAAA